CGUGCUCACAAUAGGAAGUGUCAAGAAUGUCGGAUAAAACUCCUAUUUUGUCAAAAUCUACUGAAAGUGCCGGCAACCCUCAGGAAAAUGCUCUGUAUUAUGGCAAUAACCUGUCGCCAACAUCGCGACGGCUACAAAUAUUAUUUGUUGCAUUGGUAGUCAUAAUGGUUGGGAUAACUAUAGGCCUAAGUAUGGACCAGGGAUUCAAACAUGGUGCUAACUAUUUCAUGUUGGGUAUAAGUCUUAUUGGAUUUGUUGUGAUUGAAAUAAUUCUGAUAUUGUUUAUUCGGAAAGGAGAGUUGCCCACGGAGAAAACCUGGUUUCUAUACUUUGUAGGAGGAUGUGUUAUUCUAGAAUCUAUAUUUACUGAUGUUUUGUUAUACCAGUAAAACGAAUUUCAGCGACCUAAAGAUAUGCAGUAUAAUUAAAACUAACAGAUCAAAGAGUUUGUUUAACAUGACUUCUUGUUUUCUAUGUAACCUGUUUCACAAAAUAUUUAUUCGUAGUUUUCUUACAAUGCAUGUAUAUAUUGUUUUUAUUUUGCCAAUUAACAUAAGUUCUAAUUUAUUUGGAUACAAAAUACUAACAAUGCUAUAAGCCUUAAAUAUGUAAUAUGUCAGGUUGUUUCCAAUAAUAUGACCGACUUUAACAUU
Molecule: messenger RNA, 653 nt
Organism: Mytilus californianus (California mussel)
Lineage: Eukaryota; Metazoa; Mollusca; Bivalvia; Mytilida; Mytilidae
Exons: 4
Coding region: 27-389 (120 amino acids)
Source: RefSeq, a predicted model, not a curated record